Molecule: messenger RNA, 1879 nt
Organism: Hippoglossus stenolepis (Pacific halibut)
Lineage: Eukaryota; Metazoa; Chordata; Actinopteri; Pleuronectiformes; Pleuronectidae
Product: early growth response protein 2b
Exons: 2
Coding region: 1-1266 (421 amino acids)
Biological process (GO): regulation of transcription by RNA polymerase II
Molecular function (GO): RNA polymerase II cis-regulatory region sequence-specific DNA binding; DNA-binding transcription factor activity, RNA polymerase II-specific
Source: RefSeq, a predicted model, not a curated record
AUGAGCGCAAAGUUAGCGGACGAGGUUCCUGCGUCUCUCAGGGUCGUGGGCAGUUUAGUGAAUAAAGAUGUUUACGUGGCGGAGGGAGAGUUGACCUCACACAGCUCCGUGGUUUUUAAAGAGGAGGUCGAGGAGCAUGAUGGGGAACCUGGUGAUGAUGAAGGCGUCCACUCUGUUUCUAACUGUGUUUUCCCACCUGUCUCAGGUGAUCUUCUGCUGGACGACAGUAGCGCACCUGAGCUGCAUCUCCACGGGGACUUGGCGCAGUACGUGGCAACUUUACGCACGCACCCAGUGGCGUUUUCUGGGAAGUUCUCGGUGGAGUCCAGAGGCGCAGGAGGACCGUGGACACCGGAGGACGUCAUCAACGUGGUCUGCGCUGACAUCGUCUCCCCUGACCCGACCACCGUGCCCGGGUCGACUCCAGCAUCUCCCGAUAUUUACGCAGGAGGAGGGGGAGAGGCCGCAGACAUGGCGCACGGUCAGCCGGACAUCAGCCACAUGUACGCGCCCCCUCACCCUCACUCUCACCCACAUUCACACCCACACCCCCACCCUCACCCUCACCCCCAUCCGGCUCCUUCCUACUCGUGCAGCGCAGACAUGUACCCAGACCAGCCCUCAGGUGGAUACUACCACGCGCCUCCGUCCUACAACUCGGCGCCCAAACCGACAGUUGACGGCGCUGCGCUGCUCUCCAUCAUGCCGGAGUACGGAGGUUUCUACCAGCAGAGCUGCCAGAGAGACAUCCAGGCGGCUUUCCCCGAGAGGAAAUCCCUCCCGUAUCCGCUGGACUCUCUCAGGAUGCCUCCGCCUCUCACGCCUCUCAACACCAUCAGGAACUUUACGCUCGGUGCGCCCUCACCGGCCUCCGAUGGUCCAAUGGCCGCCGCCUUCCCCAGCCACCAGAACCUCCCUCUGAGGCCGAUCAUGAGACCCAGAAAAUACCCGAACCGGCCCAGCAAGACGCCGGUGCACCAGAGGCCGUACCCGUGUCCGGCGGAGAGCUGCGACCGCAGGUUCUCUCGGUCGGACGAGCUGAGCCGGCACCUGCGCAUCCACACGGGCCACAAACCCUUCCAGUGCCGCAUCUGCAUGCGCAACUUCAGCCGCAGCGACCACCUCACCACGCACAUCCGCACGCACACCGGAGAGAAACCCUUCUCCUGUGACCAGUGCGGGAGGAAGUUCGCCCGGAGCGACGAGAGGAGACGACACAUGAAGAUUCACCUGCGGCAGAAAGAGAAGAAAACCUCUGCGUCCUAAUCUCUGGUCCUCGGGUCCUCUGGUCCUCUUGUCCUCUGGUCCUCGGGUCCUCUUGUCCUCUGGUCCUGCUUCAGGAAAACUUUCUGUCUGAGCCACAUCUGGUCUGAACACAAACUUUAACAGGUGGUUUAUUGUUCUCAGGAGAAAGUUGUUUGAAAUCAUAACCUCGGAAAUCAGGGAGAAUCAGACAGAAGUCAUUAUUUAUCAGAGUGAUGCAGAACCUGGAUUUUCCUCCACAGUCCAAACUGAACAUUUGUGGCUUAAAUUCAGUGAAAUCUAGAUUUUGAAAGACAGGUGGUGCCAGGACUCUGUGGCAAGGCAUCAUGCUGACUAUGCUUCAUGCUCUCAGGGAUUCAACCACACUUCGGACCAAGAUCCUGCAGAUGAGUGUGAUUCAGGAGGAUUUUCACUUCGACUCCAUAAAUAAAAAACACCAGGGUUUCACUUAAAAACUGUCAAUUCUAAUUUAAUUGAAACCAACCAUCCUCUCUGUUAAGAUUGAAUGAAUAUGAACUUUUUAGAUAAAGAUAAGCAGUAUUUUCUACUGUUGUGAGAAUAAAGACCUAAAGUCAUUAAUGUUUUAAACUGUUGUUCUUUGCCCAAAUGCCCCUGU